AUGGAUGCAAGAGCAACGGAGCUUCUUGCGACGCUGCGAAAUAGCAAUGUCUCUAUCGAUGUCAAAGCCACAUCCCUAGCAAAGAUCAAAUCUGAAAUCAAGCAGAGAAAUGUUCCAGAAGCCGCCAUCCCGCCUCUAUUUGAUUCACUCCGCCUGGCGAUCGCUUCCCAACAUUCUUCUCUCUCGUCUGCUGGGUUCUCUUCUCUGGGCCACUUGUUGAAGCGCCUUAGCCUGCAGGACCAACAUCAGGCGAUAACACUUCAAGGUCGUGCCACUUACCAGGUGCUCUUGGAGAAACUGGGCGACCAUAAAGCACGAAUACGGGACCAAGCCGCCCAAGCCUUCACAGAGUUCUGGCUGGCUUCUCCAGUUGACGUUGAGCAUCAUGUUUUGGAGACAGCUUUGGUUGGCAAGAAUCCUAGGGCGAAGGAAACAAGCAUGACCUGGCUCGCAAAGAUGACGCAGGAACAUGGCUUGUUAUUCCGGACCUACGUGCCAUCCCUUGUCAAUUGCCUUGAGGACGCGGAUGCCGCUGUACGAGAAACGGCAAAGUCGACGGUGAUCGAACUUUUCCAGAAUGCCCCUCCGCGAGCGAUAUCAGACCUGAAAAAGCAACUCAUUUCUCAUAACGUGAGGAAAUCAAUUGCGACGUCAAUUUUAUCUAACCUUGGUGUCAAUAUCAAUACUGAUGCAGAAGUGUCCUCAUCAUUCCAUCAAUCGCACUCGAGGCCUGAUAACACCAGGCCUGUGAGUAGCUUUUCCCACCGUCGUGAUGAUCUACCGCGCUCAAACUCAGUAUUGUCAGUGCGCUCACAUUCUAACGCUGAUUUGCAUGGUAUGCCUAGAAUUGAUACAAUCUUCCAUGGCCAACCAAAGCCAAUGGGCGCAGAUCAGUCUAACAAAUACCCGACCCUAUCUCACACGGCUAGCGUCGAAUCACUUCCGGCAGCAACUUCAGACACAACAGAUGCGGAAACUGUUGAGCCACUCUACGUUAAUUCACACCGUGAAUUUGACGACAUGAUUCGUGAAAUGCUACUUUGUUUUGAGGGAAAAGAGUCAGAACAAAACUGGAUCUUACGUGAAAGGAACGUUGUGGCUCUUCGCAGGUUGACCAAGGGAAACUCCUUUCAGGACUAUCCGCAAAACUACCUUGUCGCUAUUAAAAGUUUACUUGACGGAAUACUGAAAACCGCAACUUCUUUGCGCACAACACUUUCAGCAGCCGGGUGUUAUUUGCUUCAAGACAUCGCUCGGACCUGUGGUCCCUCGAUUGACCCCAUGAUCGAAAUCCUCCUCCAGAGCCUAAUCAAACUCACUGCUGCCCUCAAAAAGAUUACCGCUCAACAUGGGAAUGUCACCGUGGAUACUAUUAUCGGGAAUGUGACAUAUUCAUCUCGCAUUUUGCAACAUAUAUGGGGUGCAUGUCAAGACAAGAAUGUUCAGCCUCGCCAGUUCGCAACAGGUUGGAUUCGUACCAUUCUCAUGCGGCAUAGCAAGCAAAAGGGAUUAAUUGAACAUAGCGGAGGCUUGGAGCUGAUUGAAAAGUGCAUAAAGAAGGGUUUAGGCGACGCGAAUCCAGGGGUGAGGGAAGGUAUGCGUGGGACAUUUUGGAUAUUCUACAAAGUUUGGCCUGAGAAGGCGGAAGCGUGA
Messenger RNA from Uncinocarpus reesii 1704, 1653 nucleotides. RefSeq lists its product as uncharacterized. Bases 1 to 1653 code for a protein of 550 amino acids. Gene Ontology annotation, cellular component: mitotic spindle; cytoplasmic microtubule; spindle microtubule. NCBI's taxonomy places the organism in Eukaryota, Fungi, Ascomycota, Eurotiomycetes, Onygenales, Onygenaceae. Gene Ontology annotation, biological process: astral microtubule depolymerization; mitotic spindle assembly. Gene Ontology annotation, molecular function: microtubule binding. The record is from RefSeq and is a predicted model, not a curated record. The transcript has 4 exons.